UCGUGUUCAACUUCAGACUUCUGACUGAACAUUUUCAAGAAUAAAUUGUUGUUGUCCCAGAACAAAUAGUUUAUUUACCAAUUUUUAUUUCUGAUCACCUAUUGUAUCAUAUUCAGAUAUUUAUCGACAGCUAAUCUGGUGUAUCCUGCUUUUCUCUAACAUUUACGUUGAUAAAAUAGGGAGAUAGCAGUAACACAGGCAAAAGGUAUAUACAACUACAUCUAGUAACAAUGUCAAAUACUAUAGUCCAAUACAUCUUAGUACGUACCGACUUAUUACGGGAUAUGGCAUGGUCAGUAGGCUCCGUUGUAGCACAAGCAUGUCAUGCAUCAACAGCUGCUUUGCAUCUUUAUAAAGAUGAUGACUACACUAAAAAAUACUUAUCUGAUUUAGAUAACAUGCACAAAGUAGUAUUGGAAGUCCCUAAUGGAGAAGCACUAAGUCAGAAAGCAGAAGAGCUCAUAGAGAAUUCAAUUGACCAUAAACUGUGGAUUGAACAUCCUGAAAACAUACCCACUUGCUUAGCUUUGAAACCAUAUCCCAAAGAAGAAGUAAAAAAAUAUGUUGGAAAACUGAAGUUAUACAGAACCACUGUAAUAUGCUAAAGCUUUACUGUUAAUGAUUUUAUCUAAAUAAGUAGAUUUUUUAUCAUUUACUAUAUUUACUCCAUUCUAUUCACGCUUGAUGGGUGUUAUAAAGUUGGUAGGUUCAUAAGUAUGUAGUACAAAACAAAUAAUAUGCUAUUGUAAACUUAAUACAAGUGAAGUUGUAUCUUCUAUUAUUCUGUGUAUUAUCAUUCCAAUAGCUACAUCAAUCAUAUUGUACUAUUGCACCAUUUGUGUUGUGCAAUAGAUGUAAUAAGACAAUCAGCGAAUUGCCCAAGCCUAAAACUAUUGAAUAACUGAAACAAUUUUAAGGUACAUUAAACUUUUAUCGUUCACAUA
Pieris brassicae (large cabbage white) is the source of this 944-nucleotide messenger RNA. RefSeq names its product putative peptidyl-tRNA hydrolase PTRHD1. Bases 231 to 605 code for a protein of 124 amino acids. The transcript has 3 exons. Gene Ontology annotation, molecular function: peptidyl-tRNA hydrolase activity. NCBI's taxonomy places the organism in Eukaryota, Metazoa, Arthropoda, Insecta, Lepidoptera, Pieridae. The record is from RefSeq and is a predicted model, not a curated record.